Molecule: messenger RNA, 2256 nt
Organism: Paramecium tetraurelia
Lineage: Eukaryota; Ciliophora; Oligohymenophorea; Peniculida; Parameciidae
Exons: 4
Biological process (GO): regulation of membrane potential; potassium ion transmembrane transport
Molecular function (GO): voltage-gated potassium channel activity
Source: RefSeq, a predicted model, not a curated record
AUGAAUAAAGAACAGAACUCGAUUAACUCGUCCACAGAUAGCGUAGAAAUGACUUAAUAUGGGGAUCAGCAGAUGAAGCACAUCAAUAAUGGUGCUUAAUUGCAGACAGCAAAAUAAAAGGCUAUGACGAUAUCAUUAAUAAGAAAUAAGACACAAGUUGAGGAUAUUUAUGAAUAUUACAAGAGCAAUGAGAUAUAACCUGAAGAAAAAUUGAGGUUGCUUCAAAAAGUCUAUAAUGACGAUGUAGCUGAACAUAGUGCUGAUUCUAAGGAAGUCAAAUAAGUAGAAAUGAAUUUGCCUGGAUUUUAUAAAAAGUUUCAUGAGGCAAUCCCAAUUUUCUAUCCGAACACUCCAGGUCUCUUAUUUUGGAAAGGUUGGGUAGGAUUAAUAAUUAUAUUUUUCUUUUAUGAAAUUCCAAUCUAUAUUUCAUUUGACAAAGAAUUUGUACCUGAAUGGGCCAAAAUUCUAAUUGCUGUCUUGGCUUUGGUGACCUUUUCAUUUGAUAUGUGCUUAGAAUUUCAUAUGGCUUAUUAUUCACAUGGAAACCUCGUAGUGGAUAGAGCCAAAAUUGCUCAUAGAUAUUUGUAAUCGAGGUUUUUAUUUGAUGUGAUUGCAACCUUAGCCUUGUUAAUCAGAUCAAUUAUUUCAACAUAUAACGAAAGAUGGUUGUAUCUUUUUUUCUAUUUGAAAUAUCCAUCAUUAACUCGUAUUUCCUUUUAAUUUGGUGAAAUCGUUAUGCUUCAUCGUAGAGUGCGUACAAUAUUUUAAAUUGGAAAAGUCUUAGCAGUCCUUUAAUUCGUCUUUAUUGUCUACGCAUGCAUAUGGUAUCUGGCUUGUCUCUAUGCAACCAACAACGGAUACAAUUCCUGGUUGACUCAUGAAGGCAAUUUCGGAGCCAUAAGUGAAUUGACUUAGAUCUAAAAAUUCUUCUAUUCCUAUUAUUUCAGUGUAGGUACAACAACAACAACAAUGGGAUAUGGAGAUAUGUAGCCUCUUAAUACUUUUGAAGUGUUGGUUGGUAUGGGAGGCAUACUAUUUGCGGUUCUCAUUUUUGCUGUGAUGGUCAAUAUCAUAUUUAAGAUUUUAGAAGAAUAUGCUAUCUAUGAUAUCAAACGCUAUUAACAGCGUUUGGUGAUUAACAGAUAUAUGAUGGUUAAGGAUGUACCAUAGUAAUUAAGAGAGCGUGUUAGGUAAUAUCUGAAUGAGCAUUGGUAUUAAGAAGGAAAUAGGGAUAUUCAAGGAGAAUAAGAGAUCAUUGGAGAGUUAGCUCCAGAAUUGAAGGCAGAAUUACAAUUAGCUAGUUGUGGAAAAAUUCUAUUAUAAAUACCACUAUUUUGUACUAACUUUUCAAGGGGAUUUCUAAGAGAACUAUCAUCAACUAUUUAGGAGAUGAAUUAUGCUGAAUAUGAAAUGAUAUUCUUGGGUGAAGAUCCUUAAUUUUUGGAUGAUCAAUCAAUAUACUUCAUUAAUGUAGGGUAAAUAGCUAUAUUCCCUAAUAAUUUCAAUAAGUAAUUGGUAUUAAAGAAACUGGGAAAGGGAGAGUACUUUGGAGAAUUCGCCUUUCUUACUGGCUUUGAGAGAAAAGCAUCUGCCUAAGCUCUACAAUACAGUUAAUUAUACAAAAUUAGAAGAGAGGAUUUCUUAGGCACAUUGGCUAAAUUUAAUGAAGAUUACGAGAAGUAUUGGAUGAUUAAAGAUAAGAUAGAAUUCUAAAAGGAUUUCUCAGCAAUAGGAUAAUGUUAUACAUGCUAAUCUACUGCCCAUUACAGUACUGAAUGUGAAGUGACUCAUUUGGUAGUGGAUGCAAACAAGUUAAUAGUGUUUAAUUAAGACAAAUAGGGGAGAACUAAAUUCAAGAGAAAGGAGAAAAAGAAAUGGUAGACUUUUGUUAGAAUUGAAUGUUUUAAGAGAGAGGAAGUAGAUAACCAAUAAAUAGCUGUCAAAUCUGAUAUGGAACAGAAAUUGAAAGAGGUAGAACAAGUGUAGGAACAUUUAGAUGAUGAUGAAUUUAAGAAGUUUCAGAACAUUUUAAAGACUAAUUUUGAUACUUAUACCAACCAGUAUGAGGUUAAGGAAGGUCUACAAGGAAUGGAUUAGGCAUUUUAAUUUACUAAAUAUUUCACUGAAAACAAUUAUGCAAAUCAAUCCGAAUUUAUCAAUACUCAAGUUUAGAUUAAAUAGCCAGCUCGUUUAUCCAUAAUCCGUAGUAAAUAAGUAUCGUAGUAAAGGAGUAGACAAUCAUCUGUAUAAUAGUGA